This is a messenger RNA of Babjeviella inositovora NRRL Y-12698, 2443 nucleotides long. It is a transcript of the gene VTC4, whose product is annotated as Vtc4p. The transcript has a single exon. Gene Ontology annotation, cellular component: fungal-type vacuole membrane; vacuolar transporter chaperone complex. The record is from RefSeq and is a predicted model, not a curated record. Gene Ontology annotation, biological process: polyphosphate metabolic process; vacuole fusion, non-autophagic; microautophagy. Bases 106 to 2223 code for a protein of 705 amino acids. Lineage: Eukaryota; Fungi; Ascomycota; Pichiomycetes; Serinales.
CUGGAUAAAACCAUAUAUAAGAUUGGGCCGCCCGAAACAUCGACACAUUUUUCUUCCUGUGAUUAAAACCGUUUACUUCUUCUCACUCCCAAUUGCACUUACAAGAUGAAGUUCGGUGAAACGCUCAAGAGUAGUCUCAUCCAGGACUACAACUUCUAUUACAUCAACUAUGAAGACUUGAAGUACGCUAUUAAAAAGGGCUUGGCCACUAACCAGGAUAGAUGGUCCAACACGCUCGAGGAGGAAUUCCUCACAACUCUCGAAAACGAGUUGGACAAGAUCCACUCGUUCACCAAGUUAAAGCUGACGGAAAUCAACCGCCGCAUUAAGGAUUCGGAGCGCUUGGUUUAUGAGGUUGUGUCUGCGCUCAACACACCGAACCCACCGUUGGAGGAGGAGUUCCAGGACUUGGAAGAAGAGCUCUCAGACAUCAUUGCAGAUGUGCACGACCUCGCCAAAUUCACGCGGUUAAACUACACCGGCUUUCAGAAGAUCAUCAAGAAGCACGACAAGUUGACAGGCUUCCAUCUCAGACCGAUCUUCCAGGUGCGCUUGGAGGCUAAGCCAUUCUUCAAGGAUGACUACGAUCCGCUUGUGGUCAAGAUCUCUAAGCUCUACGACUUGGUGAGAACUCGCGGGAACCCCGUCCAGGGUGACAGUUCCGCCGGUGGUUCCCAGCAGAACUUUGUUAGACAAACCACCAAGUAUUGGGUCCAUCCGGACAACAUUACUGAGUUGAAGCUCAUUGUGUUGAAGCACCUUCCGGUGUUGGUGUUCAAUGCCAACAAGGAGUUCGAAAAGGAGGACUCCGCCAUCACGUCCAUUUACUACGAUAACAAGGCUAUGGAUUUGUACUACGGCCGUUUGCGCAAGGAUGAGGGUGCCGAGGCCAUUAGACUCAGAUGGUACGGGAGUAUGAAGUCCGACACCAUCUUUGUGGAGAGAAAGACGCAUCGUGAGGACUGGACCGGCGAAAAGUCGGUCAAGGCACGUUUCUCCCUCAAAGAGAAAAAGGUCAACGACUUUAUGUCAGGUAAGUUCACCGUACCACAGGCGUUUGAAAAAAUGCGCAAGGAGGGCAAGAAGUCGUCGCAGGAGGUUGCGUCUCUCGAAGCACUCGCGGAAGAGGUGCAAUACCGCGUGUUGAAGGACCGCAUGCGUCCAGUGUGCCGUUCGUUCUACAACCGUACCGCAUUCCAGCUCCCGGGUGACGCGCGUGUGCGUAUCUCGUUGGACACGGAGCUCACGAUGGUGCGUGAGGAUAACUUUGACGGCCAUGACCGCACCAACAGCAACUGGCGCCGCAUGGACAUUGGCGUGGACUAUCCGUUUGACCAGUUACCGCCAAAAGACGUGUGCCGCUUCCCGUAUGCGGUCUUGGAGGUUAAAUUGCAGACGCAAAUGGGCCAGGAGCCACCGCAGUGGGUCCGCGACUUGGUGUCGUCGCACUUGGUGGAGGCUAUCCCAAAGUUCUCUAAGUUCAUCCACGGUUGUGCCACGCUCCUCCCGGACUAUGUUGACUUGAUUCCGUUCUGGUUACCGCAGAUGGACAUCGACAUCCGCAAGCCGAAGGCCAACUUGGAGUAUGGUAUCACGCGCGCCAACAUCAAUAACGCGUCACUGGGCGACGACGACUCGCACGAGGGCGGGUACAUGGACGAGGAAGAGUUAAUGGGGACCAGUAAUAACGCUCCAUUUGCACGUGUCGCCGCCACCGCCACCACACCGCUCCUCCUGGGCACCAACCGUAAUCUGGCAUCCCAGAGUUCUUCAGUAUGGCACCAGUGCAUCGAAUUCAUGCGCGAGACUUUUAUGGGCGACCGUUCUGAAUUCAAUAAGGUGGCGGACGGGACCGUGUUCUCCCAGGAGUUUCAUGCGCCGCCAGGCAAGGAGAUCUGUGUGCCAGUGCGCGUUGAACCAAAGGUGUACUUUGCGACUGAGCGCACAUUCCUCUCGUGGUUGUCCAUCUCGUUGAUCUUGUCGGCGACAUCGCUGACAUUACUCAACUACGGUACCAACUCUGCGUUGACCGCGAGCAUCAUGUUCUACUUGACCACCGUGAUGUGUGUGGUGUACGCGACCGGUGUGUACUUGUUCAGAAUUGUUAAUAUCCGUAAAAAGCGCGCGAUUGACUAUGAAGACAAGUACGGGCCAAAGGCGAUCUGCGGGUUGAUUGCGUUGAGCUGUCUUUUCUCGUUUGCAUUCAAGGCGAUGGAGAAGUAAUAAUGCAGCCAUUUCUACGGGUUUGUUCACUCUAAGCUAAAUGACGAACACUGUAUAUACCUGUGUAGUUUUAAUUGUUUCUUUGAGUGUGCCAGGUAGGCCGAGGAAUCAUAGUUUCUUGGCAUGGUGGAGAUUUAAUCAGUAAAUAAAAACCGGCGAUUCAAAUUAGUGUCCAAUAUUACUGCCUUAAAGGAUGAUGAAGGAUUUACAACUUGGGGAC